This is a messenger RNA of Humulus lupulus (European hop), 2724 nucleotides long. Its product is annotated as G-type lectin S-receptor-like serine/threonine-protein kinase At4g27290. NCBI's taxonomy places the organism in Eukaryota, Viridiplantae, Streptophyta, Magnoliopsida, Rosales, Cannabaceae. The coding region runs from base 84 to 2522 and encodes 812 amino acids. The transcript is spliced from 7 exons. Gene Ontology annotation, molecular function: ATP binding; protein serine/threonine kinase activity. The record is from RefSeq and is a predicted model, not a curated record. Gene Ontology annotation, biological process: protein phosphorylation; recognition of pollen.
GGUAGGUUUCUCCACGGGAAACAAAUGAGAAGAAAAGAGCAAAAGAUCGUAAUUGCUCAAACGCUUUGCUCUGUUUCACAGCUAUGACGCCAAUGAAGCUCUUCGUUGUUUUGUUCAUCUUCUUCCCCAACUAUUCAUAUGCAGCUGACACCAUAACACCAGGCCACCCUCUCUUAGACGACGGCCAAACUCUCAUCUCCGCUGGUGAAGUCUUCCAACUGGGCUUUUUUAACCAACCAAAUUCUGAGAACCGCUUCGUUGGGUUAUGGUACAAGAAGGUUCCUCGGGGCCCGAUUCUUUGGGUUGCGAACAGAGAUAAGCCGCUUGAGGACUCAUCUGGCAGACUCGAAAUCACUCAGGAUGGAAACGUAGUCAUUUUCAAUAACCAGUCAAAGAUUCCCAUUUGGUCUUCCAAUUCAUCAGCCAAAAACCCCACUUUACAGCUCUUAAGCACGGGAAAUCUCGUGCUUAAAGAUGGCGGAAGUGGAAAGAUAGUGUGGGAGAGUUUUGAUCAUCCAUGUGAUACACUUAUAGCUGGAAUGAAACUGGGAUGGAACCUUCAAACGGGUCAAAAUUGGUUCCUUAGCUCCUGGAGUAGCCCUGAUGACCCAUCUACAGGAAAUUAUACUUACGAGGUCGACCCUCGUGGGCUUCCACAGCUACUUCAGCGAAAAGGCUCGGAGAUACAAUACCGAUGUGGGCCUUGGGACGGUGCUCGGUUCGGUGGAGGUCCCCCAAUCAGACCAAACCCGAUAUAUAAGCCUAUUUUUGUUUCCAAUACGAGUCAUGUCUACUAUGCCUAUGAAGUUAAUGAAGCUUCUACCUUAACAACGUUAAGAUUGAACUCAUCGGGAAUACUUGAACGGUUCAGGUGGAGCUAUGAACGCCGGGAGUGGAUUUUGGUAUACACUGUGCAGAAAGAUCUAUGUGACUCUUUUGGGCACUGCGGUCCAAAUGGUGUCUGUAAUGUUGAUAUGAAUCCUUUUUGCCAUUGCCCAGCUGGGUUUGUGCCGAAAGUGCCUAGAGACUGGGAUAGCUUCGACCGAAGUAGUGGAUGUGUACCUAAGACAAGGUUGAAUUGUAGCUCAGAUAAAGGUUUCAAGAAGUUUUCUCACUUUAAAUUGCCGUACGGGUCGAAAUUUUCGGUCCAAAGAACUGUGGUGAGGAUUGAAGAUUGUAAACACAUUUGUUCGAGAAACUGUUCGUGCACGGCUUAUGCUCUAAGUCGUGUUAGUGGCUGCGUGUUGUGGUUUGAUGAAGACUUGCUUGAUAUGACAGAAUAUAAUGUUGGGGGACAAGAUCUGUAUAUUAAGAUGGCUGCUUCUGAACUUGAAAAAGAUGGCAAACGGACUGCAAUAAUUAUCUCAGUGCCAAUAGUCUCAGUUCUUCUAUUAUUGAUUUUUAUUGGAAGCUAUAUUAUCUGGAAGAGGAUGUCCAACUCCCACAAAAGCCAAGCAGAGAGAAUGUUAGUCAAUCAAGAGGAAGAGCAACAUUCUAGAGCUUUGACCGAGGAUGUAGAUCUACCUUUAUUUGAUCUAGACACUAUUAUGAGUGCCACUGACAACUUAUCUCCUGCAAAUAAGAUUGGAGAAGGGGGUUUUGGCCCUGUUUACAAGGCUGUGCUCCCAACUGGGGAAGAAGUAGCCGUGAAGAGGCUAUCCAAAGAUUCAGGACAAGGAGUCAUGGAGUUCAAGAAUGAGGUCAUUUUGAUUGCCAAACUUCAGCACCGGAAUCUUGUUAAGCUAUUGGGAUGUUGUAUUCAUAGAGAAGAGAGGAUGUUGAUCUAUGAAUACAUGCCUAACAAAAGUUUGGAAUUGUAUUUAUUCAAUCAAACAAAAGGGACCACGCUCAAUUGGCAAAUGCGGUUUGAUAUUAUAGUUGGUAUUGCUCGAGGGCUUCUUUAUCUUCACCGAGACUCAAGGCUGAGAAUCAUUCAUAGAGAUCUUAAAGUAAGUAAUAUCCUCUUAGAUAGUGAAAUGAAUCCCAAAAUUUCAGACUUCGGCUUGGCAAGAAUCUUUGGAGGCGACCAUAAUGAAGUAACUACUAAAAGAGUAGUUGGAACAUAUGGUUAUAUGUCUCCUGAGUAUGCAAUCGACGGACUUUUUUCUGUGAAGUCUGAUGUAUUUAGUUUCGGAGUCAUGGUGCUGGAGAUACUAAGUGGGAAGAAAAACAGAGGAUUUAAUCAUCCAGAUCAUGACCUCAACCUUUUAGGACAUGCAUGGAAAUUAUGGAAUGAGCAGAGACCAUUGGAGCUGAUUGAUGUUUUGGUGAAACAUGUCAAUGAAUCAGAAGCAGUGCGUUGUAUCCAAGUGGGGCUGUUGUGUGUCCAAAAACGCCCGGAAGAGAGGCCCUUAAUGUCAGCAGUUCUCUUUAUGUUGGAUAGUGAGAAUCCCUCGUUGCCUCAACCUAAGCAACCUGGAUUUUAUGUCGAAAGGGACUCUAAAGAGGUCGAUUCCUCAUCAUCUUGGAAUCAGCCAUUUAAUUCAACUGAACUAACUGUUACAAGGCUACAGGGGAGAUGAGAAAAAACUCAAACUUGGUUUGUUGUACAGUUCUCCAAAUGCUUAAUUUAUUUGAUUUUCCAUCUGGAAAAGUAGUACCUCAUGUAGAAAAUAGAUUGUAGGUGUAAAUUUCUCUCCAAACAUUAAAUUUUUGUCAAUAGGUUUUUUUUUUCAUUUUAAGCUGUGCUGGACAAUGGCGACUUUUGAAAGAGACUGUCACAAA